This is a messenger RNA of Fomitiporia mediterranea MF3/22, 722 nucleotides long. RefSeq lists its product as uncharacterized. The record is from RefSeq and is a predicted model, not a curated record. The coding region runs from base 335 to 595 and encodes 86 amino acids. The transcript is spliced from 3 exons. Lineage: Eukaryota; Fungi; Basidiomycota; Agaricomycetes; Hymenochaetales; Hymenochaetaceae.
CUCAUUAGAUACUUUGCCUGAGCCGCAUUCUCCGACGGCGGAGGAUCGAGCAUCCGAGAACAGGGCAGCUAUGAGACCGCAGUGAAUUUGCGUAUAUUAUGUACAUGCGUACUACAUCCAUCGGACAAACGAGUCUCUGCUCCGAACGAUACGGCUUAUCCUCUGCUUCGAGUCACGUAUGGCCUGAUAGAUCAAUGAGACUGAUACAGGGCUGCUUCUGUCAUUACAGCAAGAUCAUUGGGAGAAAUCGGAACGGAACAGUAUGAAUUGAUAAUUGAUCGUAGGCUACGGCAAUAAUGUUGCGGAAAUACUGCGUUUCACAGCAAGACUAAUAAUGCUCCCAGUAUGCACGACGUUCCGCUCUCACAUGCACUUACAGCCCUAUAUGCUCUGGCGGAACCAGUUAUACACAAUAGGAUCAACUCAACUUCACCCCUCUCCCCACCCUAAUUCCUCCUGGACUAGCACCCCAAGGGCCAAAUGCCUGCCUAAGGACAAGGGAAAGGCUUACUAUAACUCUAUAGUACCAAACCUCUCCAAUGACUCAGCGUCUAAAGAUAGUGGUCGUGACAGUGCAACGAAAAUUAGAACAUAGAGAUUAUUGUGUAUGACUCGGAGAAACCGGAACGAAACGGCAAGGAUUGGUCGCAUGUUACAGCGCUGCAUCACCACAGGCUCAAGUCUAGUUCCGCGCUCGUCUUUGCGCUGACACCGCUAAAGGC